UGGGACGUACGUAGAUCAUCGUGCCCAAGAAAUUGAAGAGGCCAUUCAAUCGAAGAUUACCGAUCGAAUGACGAUGGACGAGAGCAGCGGUUCAACGCAAUUGACUCCGCAGGAAAUCAACAGCUUGUAUCUCGAGGUCGUUCCUCCCGAUGCGAAAGGUCGGAUUUACGGGAUUGGUGCGUUGGCGAGUCAGCUCGGGGGUGGUGACGCAUCUUCGUCGUCUGUGGUACGUCAUGUAUCUCUGACGCGUGAAGUCGAGGAGCUGAAGAGAAAACACGAGGAGACUUCUGCGGAACUUGUAGCUGCUCGGGAGAAGAUUGCUCAGUUUGAUGCUCAUCAGAUAUUUGAUGACCAUAAGUAUUAUAUACUUCAUCAUCAUAAACCCUGA
This is a messenger RNA of Tarenaya hassleriana, 388 nucleotides long. RefSeq lists its product as uncharacterized. The coding region runs from base 68 to 388 and encodes 106 amino acids. The record is from RefSeq and is a predicted model, not a curated record. The transcript has 2 exons. NCBI's taxonomy places the organism in Eukaryota, Viridiplantae, Streptophyta, Magnoliopsida, Brassicales, Cleomaceae.